UGUGAGUCGUACUUAAUUUUCGAGCAGUCGUAAGUAGAAACAAAAAUGCCAGGUGAAUCUUCGUUGGCCAAAAAAGAUCCUAGGCGAUGGCUAGAUGUUGCGUUCUUCGAAAAAGCACUUCGACACGGCACGAAUGAUAGGUCACUUGCCGUUGAGGAUUUCUUCAUUUCUGUUCAACGAAACGCCGCUGAGCAGUUCGCUAGUUCAAUUUAUCGGGCCAACGUCCGGUAUCGUUCCAAGGGUAAGGUGGAGCCAGCAGCCCUUGCUGUGAAGUUGGUGUCUUCGAAGGUAAACCGGUCGUCUGAUGAAUUAUCUUAUGAAAAUGAAUCACACAAGUACAGAGAUGUGGUCAAUCAGAUGCAGGAUUUGUUGAAGCAAGCUGGAGAGUCGAAUUACCAGUUGACUCCUAAAUUUUUAUAUGCGUGUGCUGAUCCAAGGCCUGUGAUAGUGCUAGAAGAUGCAACUGCAAAGGGAUUCGAAGUUCACAAAACUCAAUUAGAUUCUGAAGGAUCCAAGGUUGUUUUAGCUAAGUUAGCAAAGUUUCAUGCCGCUUCCCACGCUUUACUAAAAGAUGUUACGAACAAAAACUUAAUUGAAAACUCAACGGGGCUAUUCAAUGCAAAGUCAAGCGAAGGAGUACAGUUUAUUAAGGAAAACUUCUCCAUUUUCACUGAGGAGUUGGCAAAAUGGAGUGGAUUUGAGAAAUAUUCUGCAAAACUGCACAAUGUAUUGCCAAAUUUUCAUCAGCUUAGUGAGAAAAUCUUUAGUCAAAACAGUGAAACAGCUUGUUUUGCGGUGCUGAACCAUGGGGACUUGAAUUACAAUAAUAUUCUAAAAAAAUAUAAUGACACCAAAACGUCAGUAUUAGAUGUUCUUUUCAUCGAUUUUCAACUUAGUUUUUGGGGUACACCUGCCGUCGACUUAUUUUAUUUCUUGUAUCUAGUGUGUGAUAAGCAGAACCGCGAGAGCAACAAGGAAUCGUUGAUCCAGUAUUAUCAUCAACAACUUACGGAAACAUUUAACAAAAUCGGAUAUUUGGGAAAGAUUCCAUCUUUGCAAGAGAUUAACAAUGAUUUACUAAAAUACGGAUUCUUGGAGGUGGUAAUCGCAGUUUGUUUCGUGCCUUUCCUGUUCGCCGAUUACAGUACUGCGCUGAGCACAUUUCAAGACAGCCAGGAUGCCAAAGAAUACAGACGGCAACUGUACAACAGUCCACAGUAUCGGAAAAUAAUUGAGCCGUUGCUGCCUUACUUUCUGCACAAGGGAUUUAUGCAGUAACAAGAGAAUAUAAUACCGCAUGGGAAAACUUUUCAUCCAAUACUUUCAAUAACUGAGUGUUUUAGGGAUGUUUUGAUUAUCAUAAAAAAAAAUUAAAACUCAUUAAACGUUG
Molecule: messenger RNA, 1390 nt
Organism: Wyeomyia smithii (pitcher-plant mosquito)
Lineage: Eukaryota; Metazoa; Arthropoda; Insecta; Diptera; Culicidae
Exons: 4
Coding region: 46-1278 (410 amino acids)
Source: RefSeq, a predicted model, not a curated record